GUGCGGCCGCCGCGCCCGCCGGCGCCCCGCGGGGAUGCGGCCAAUGUCUUAAGAUGGUGUUGGUUGCAGGUGUUAAUAGGAUAAGUGAAAAUAAGAAUAUCCAGAUAUUAAGAUAAGAACUAAAAAAAACAAACAGGGAAGCACUCAUAUUUCAAGAUCUCAACGAAAAGGUAGCAAUAGUUAAUAUGGAACAAAAAGCUGGUGAACCAAAUAAUGAAGAUCUUUUAUCAAGUAGUGGCGUCACAUCCAACGGAGGUUCUUCAAGUCCAUUUUUUAUGUCGUCUAUUCGUGGUACAAUAAUUGAAAACACAUCUUCAGCUGGGACAUUGACACAGAUUCCUUUUUUCCCCAAAUAUGAAGUGGAGCUUGAUUCUCCUAGAAAAGUUAUCCCUUACCCUGGAAAGGAACACAUUGAACGUGUUUUGGAAGAAUAUUCACAUCAAGUCAAAGAUCUGCAGAGAAGACUAAAUGAAAGCAAUGAAUUGCAUGAGAAACAAAAGUUUUACUUAAGGCAAUCCGUCAUUGAUUUGCAAACAAAACUUCAAGAGAUGCAAAUGGAGAGAGAUGCCAUGGCUGACAUCAGGCGAAGGGAGAGUCAGUCCCAGGAAGAUUUAAGAAAUCAGCUUCAAAAUACAGUUCAUGAACUUGAAGCUGCCAAAUGCCUUAAGGAGGACAUGCUGAGAGAUAGCAACACACAGAUAGAGCAGCUGAGAAAGAUGAUGCUGAGUCAUGAGGGAGUGCUUCAAGAUAUCAGAUCAGUCCUAGUUGACUUUGAAGAAGCCUCAGGCAAGAAGAUAUAUGAACAUGACAGCGUGUCUACUCUCCACUUCCGCAACAUGGGCUCAGCUAUUAGCAAAAUCCUAAGAGAAUUAGACACAGAGAUAUCUUAUCUUAAAGGGAGGAUAUUUCCAGUAGAGGAGCAGCUUGAAGCACUGAAGUCUGAAUCACAGAACAAAAUAGAACUGCUUCUUCAACAACAUCAAGAUAGGAUUGAGCAGUUAAUAAGUGAACAUGAAAUUGAAAUAACAGGACUUACCGAGAAAGCUAGCAGUGCUCGAAGCCAAGCCAAUAGCAUCCAGAGUCAACUGGAAAUCAUUCAAGAACAAGCAAGAAACCAAAAUUCAAUGUAUAUGCGUCAACUCAGUGAUCUGGAAUCUACUGUUUCUCAGCUACGUUCUGAAUUAAGGGAAGCCAAAAGGCUGUAUGAAGACAAGAUAGAAGAGCUCGAAAAGCAGUUAGUCCUUGCCAACUCUGAGCUAACUGAGGCACGGACAGAACGUGAUCAGUUCAGUCAGGAAUCAGGAAAUUUGGACGAUCAGCUUCAAAAGCUGUUGGCUGAUCUGCAUAAAAGAGAGAAGGAGCUGAGUCUGGAGAAGGAGCAGAAUAAGCGGCUGUGGGACCGGGACACGGGCAACAGCAUCACCAUUGACCACCUGCGGCGGGAGCUGGAUGAUAGGAACAUGGAGUUGCAGCGCCUGGAAGCCCUCCUCAAGGCCAUGAAGAGCGAGUGUCAGGGCCAGAUGGAGCGGCAGAUGGCGGCAAUUCAGGGAAAGAAUGAAAGUCUAGAAAAAGUGUCCUCCCUGACUGCUCAGCUUGAAUCCACCAAAGAGAUGCUCCGAAAAGUGGUCGAAGAGUUGACCGCCAAGAAAAUGACCCUGGAGAGCUCAGAGAGGACCGUUUCAGACCUGACAGCUUCCCUCCAGGAAAAAGAGAGAGCCAUCGAGGCUACCAAUUCGGAGAUCACAAAGCUGCGCUCCCGGGUGGACUUGAAAUUGCAGGAACUGCAGCACCUUAAGACGGAGGGAGAUCACCUCAGAAACGUGCAGACAGAGUGUGAGGCCCUCAGGCUCCAGAUGGCAGAGAAGGACAAGGUGAUCGAGAUUUUGCGACAGCAGAUCGAAAACAUGACACAGCUGGUUGGCCAGCAUGGACGAACGGCUGGUGCCAUGCAAGUGGAAAAGGCUCAGCUCGAAAAGGAGAUCAAUGAUAGGAGACUGGAGCUACAGGAAUUCAAGAUUUUAAAAGAUAAAAAAGAUGCAAAGAUACGGGAACUUGAGGCCCGAGUGAGUGACCUGGAGCUGGAAAAGGUGAAGCUGGUGAAUGCAGGCUCUGAGCGGCUCCGUGCAGUGAAGGACAUCAGGCAGGAGAGGGACCAGUUAUUAAAUGAGGUGAAGACCAGCAGGAAUGAGUUGCACAGUCUUUCAGAGGACUAUGAAGUCUUAAAAAGGAAUUUUCGAAACAAAACUGAAGAGAUGGAAGCUACUACAAAUAAACUGAAAAUGCAAUUAAAAUCUGCACAGUCUGAACUCGAACAAACAAGAAAUACGUUAAAGUCGAUGGAAGGAUCCGAUGGUCAUGCUAUGAAAGUGGCAAUGGGGAUGCAAAAGCAAAUCACGGCUAAAAGAGGUCAGAUAGAUGCCCUUCAAAGCAAGAUACAGUUUUUGGAAGAGGCAAUGACAACUGCAAAUAAGGAAAAGCAUUUUCUAAAAGAAGAGAAGAAUAAAUUAAGCCAGGAAUUGAGUACUGUUGCAACAGAAAAAAACAAGAUGGCUGGAGAACUGGAAGUCCUGAGAUCACAGGAGCGCCGUUUGAAAGAAAAAGUUGCUAAUAUGGAAGUUGCUCUUGAUAAGGCAUCUUUGCAGUUUGCAGAAUGUCAAGAUAUCAUACAGCGUCAGGAACAAGAAUCUGUGCGCCUAAAACUUCAACACACUUUGGAUGUAAAAGAACUUCAGGGCCCUGGAUACACCUCAAAUACUUCUGUGAAGCCACGCCUUCUACAGCCAUCCUCAGCCACCCGUUCCCAUUCUAAUGUACCGUCAUCCCAGUCCACAGCCAGCUUCCUGUCUCAUCACUCGUUGAAACCUAACACGUUGAAGGAAGAUCCAACGAGGGACCUGAAACAGCUUCUCCAAGAGUUGAGAAGUGUGAUCAACGAGGAGCCAGCUGUGCCUCUGGGCAAGCCCGAAGAAGAAGGGAGAACACCAUCCCUGGGAGCAGAUGAUAGAGUAAGAGAUUGCAUUACUGAAUCAAGCCUGAGAUCAGAGAUAUGCCAGAGAAGCAACAACUCAUUAAGGGACUCCACCGAAGGUAGCAAAUCCAGUGAAACUCUUAGCAGAGAGCCGGUCACAUUACAGACAGGAGACCUAGAAGAUCCAUCUAGUUGUUUUACAUUCCCAUCUACAGCAAGUCCAUCUGUGAAAAAUUCAGCUUCUCGUUCAUUCCAUUCUUCUCCUAAGAAGUCUCCAGUUCACUCACUCCUAACUAGUUCGGUUGAAGAUUCAGUAGGUUCCACAUCACCAUAUAGAUCCACGAAACCCGUUCUUUCACCUGAUUCUGUUAAAGCUUCACAGUCUCAGCCAAUAGAAACAACAGGAAAAACAUGUCGGAAGCUUCAGAACAGACUGGAAAGCUUGCAAACUCUGGUAGAAGAUUUACAGAUGAAGAACCAAGCAAUGUCUUCAAUGAUCAGAAAUCAAGAAAAGAGGAUACAGAAAGUGAAAGACCAGGAAAAAAUGUUACUAAAAUGA
Messenger RNA from Puma concolor (puma), 3527 nucleotides. Lineage: Eukaryota; Metazoa; Chordata; Mammalia; Carnivora; Felidae. The record is from RefSeq and is a predicted model, not a curated record.